This is a messenger RNA of Paramisgurnus dabryanus, 3088 nucleotides long. It is a transcript of the gene setmar, whose product is annotated as SET domain and mariner transposase fusion gene. Gene Ontology annotation, molecular function: protein binding; histone methyltransferase activity; zinc ion binding. The record is from RefSeq and is a predicted model, not a curated record. Gene Ontology annotation, cellular component: nucleus. Lineage: Eukaryota; Metazoa; Chordata; Actinopteri; Cypriniformes; Cobitidae.
CGUCGCGUAGCUCGCAUGGACGCAGAAAUAAGAUAAACAACCUUUUGAAAUGCUGUUCUUUUGCACAUCCAAGACUUCAAGAAACUUACAAAAGACACAAUGCGAUCAUACAGUCAGGAUUUAAGUAAAGGACUCGAGAAUGUUCCGGUUAUGAUUGAGAAAAGUGUUCCGCAGGAAGCUUUUGCUAACUUCCAGUAUGUACCAGAGAAUGUACAAGGAUCGGGCUGCGACCUUGACCCGAGUGCGAUCACGCUUCCAGGCUGCUCUUGUCGUGCCCAUUCAUGCCUGCCCGACUCCUGUUCCUGUCUGAGGUUUGGCCAGACGUACGAUAGGGGAGGACUUUUAAAUCGACUUCGAGAAGAGGACGGCUACAGCAGACCUGUAUUCGAGUGCAACGUCUUGUGUGCCUGCGGCGAAUCAUGUCAGAACCGUGUUGUUCAAAAGGGCAUCGAAGUUCACCUGGGUGUCUUCAGCACCAAAGACAGGGGCUUGGGUGUGGAAACUUUAGAGCGCCUCCCCCGUGGCCAUUUCGUAUGCGAGUACGCAGGGGAAAUAAUCGGCCCCCACGAGGCACGUCGCAGGCAGCUCUCACAGACUCCCAAACAUAUGAACUACAUUAUAGCUGUUCAGGAGCACAGCGGAGGAGACAGGGUCACCCAGACGUUUGUAGACCCAGUGACUGUUGGGAAUGUAGGCAGGUUCAUCAACCACUCCUGCCAGCCCAAUCUGGUCAUGGUGCCAGUACGCGUGCACUCACUGUUACCCAGACUCGCUUUAUUUACGAACCGAGAUAUAGAGCAAUACGAAGAACUGACCUUUGACUAUUCAGGAGCGCUAAAUGGCAACACAAAAAUGUCAAAUGAGACUCAAAGUGAUGUCAAAGUGCUACAGAGAAAAGCAUGUCACUGUAAAGCACCAAAUUGUUCAGGCUUUUUACCAUUAGAUAUUUCAGUUCUUUAUUAAAAGAAUCUUUAAACUGCUUGUCAAUAUGUUGAAUGUUAUAUAAAGUAUCUUACACCGUAACUAUUUCAUUUAGAUCCGUCUACAUUUGUCACUGGACCUGUAGCCCACAGGGUAAUAAGCAAUUAAAAAGCACCCGUGGGACUUUUAAUAUAGUAACUGCUGUUAGUCUCCUGCCACACAUGACGUGCGAGUGACCCACAUCAUCCAAACGUCACCCUUAAAUCUGCCCCCCUCAUCUACAUCUGCCCCAUUUUCACUCCAGCCCCACUUUCAUCUUCACAAUAUUAAUAUCUACAUCUGGGUUAAUUAGCACAGAGACCAGAAACCAGAGCAAAGCGCAAGGCAUGCUGGGAAGAGACAGAUGGAUUCCAUCUUUCUUUGUCGGUUUCUCCAUAUGCAUCAGGUUAAACUGCAACUGGACAUUUCCGUUUGCUGUUCAUUGUGGAAAUUUUAGUUGGUAAAUAAAUCCUGCAGGAGCUUUAUCAUAACGCUAUUAAAUUGUAUCAUUUAUUAUGUAAGUUGCUGUUUUAUUUUAUGUUGUGUUUCUAUAGCUCACCUCAACUGGUAAAGCUUUGCACAAACAAUGUUAAAAUCAUAGUUAUGAUUUCCAGAGAGAAAAAUUAAUUUAUUAAAUGUUACCUUAAAUAUAUGCCAAAUAGCUUGUGGAAACCAAAUGUAAGUUUAAGAAUCGCUAACGAAAAAAAAAAUAAGCAAUUGACCUCUUUCAAUAUAGGGGUUGGGGGGUGGGUUACACUGUCAGAAAAGGAUUAUUAGGAACACCUGUUCAAUUUCUCAUUAAUGCAAUUAUCUAAUCAACCAAUCACAUGGCAGUUGCUUCAAUGCAUUUAGGGGGUGUGGUCCUGGUCAAGACAAUCUCCUGAACUCUAAACUGAAUGUCAGAAUGGGAAAGAAAGGUGAUUUAAGCAAUUUUGAGUGUGGCAUGGUUGUUGGUGCCAGAUGGGCCGGUCUGAGAAUUUCACAAUCUGCUCAGGUACUGGGAUUUUCACAUACAACCAUUUCUAGGGUUUACAAAGAAUGGUGUGAAAAGGGAAAAACAUCAAGGCAACUUUGACUGAAAUAACCACUUGUUACAACUGAGGUAUGCAACAAAGCAUUUGUGAAGUCACAACACGCACAACCUUGAGGCGGAUGGGCUACAACAGCAGAAGACCCCACCGGGUACUACUCAUCUCCACUACAAAUAAGAAAAAGAGGCUACAAUUUGCACAAGCUCACCAAAAUUGGACAGUUGAAGACUGGAAAAAUGUUGCCUGCUUUGAUAAAUCUCGGUUUCUGUUGAGACAUUCAGAUGGUAGAGUCAGAAUUUGGCGUAAACAGAAUGAGAACAUGGAUCCAUCAUGCCUUGUUACCACUGUGCAAGCUGGUGGUGGUGGUGUAAUGGUGUGGGGAUGUUUUCUUGGCACACUUUAGGCCCCUUAUAAUGCUAAUUGGGCAUUGUUUAAAUGCCAUGGCCUACCUGAGCAUUGUUUCUGACCAUGUCCAUCCCUUUAUGACCACCAUGUACCCAUCCUCUGAUGGCUCCUCUGACUUCCAGCAGGAUAAUGCACCAUGUCAUAAUGCUCAAAUCAUUUCAAAUUGGUUUCUUGAACAUGACAAUGAGUUCACUGUACUAAAAGACAAAAUUAUUAUAUAAGAUUAUCGAGCUUUACUUUUGUAACAAGACAUAAAACUUUAACAUUACUCUACUAAAAGGAGCCGUUGUCCUUCAUUGCACUGCUAUAAAGAGUCACAUGAUCACGCGUGGUGUCCACCUGAGUUGAUGUCAUUUGCCAGCAUCGCAUUUUCAAUGAUGCCUGACACGUCUUGACAUGAGAAUAUCCAAUCUGUCCACUUGAUUCAUUUAUAUUUGUUUCAUUCCUUACACUUCUUUGUAAUUUCAUAUCUGAACCAUGUUGUUAACCAUUCAAUACGUCUGCCUUUGACAAAUGUCAUUUAUUUUUAUAUGUUGCAAGCCUAUUUUUUAUGUACAUUUGUUGACUUUCAUAAAAACAAAGAAUAAAAAUCAGAUCUGUCCACUUACAGAGCGGAGUCCGUGAAUGGGUGUAUCCGAUUCAUAUCCGAUUUAUUUCCAAAUAUGAAUGAGGCCUGAAACCGAUCUGAAAAU